UCCCUGUGUAUUUAAGCCCUGUGCGUUCCUGUGCUCUCUGUCGCGUCGUCUGUUUAAUUCCAUGUCAGUCUGCAUGAUUCUGUGUUACCCGGUAUUCAUUCUGCGUCUCUCUGCCAUCUCUCUUUGUGCAUUUUGCUCCUCCUCCUGUGAGUGUCUGGUUUAAGUUUUGUUCUUUAGUUUUUCCCAGUUUAGGUUUGUUUACUCCCCGCUCUGCUCUUCCUGUUUUUUGUCACCUUAUCACCGCUGUAAAUAAACACUCACUCGCACCCCAGCCAGUACCUGCAUUUUGGAUCCUUUUUCAAUACUCCACACGACUGCUCCCCAGCCGUGACACAAAACUAUUCAACAGCAGAACAUCGAGAGUGACGCUUCACAUACUAUCUGCCUGUAAGAGGAAAAAAAUUAAAGCAUGGAAGACAAUAUAAAAGAACAGGUUGCUCUGGUUGCAUUAAAGAAGCAGGUAAAAGACGAUCAAGAACCAGAGGAACAAGAACCAGAGGAACAGGACCUGGAGAAAGAUGAAGUAAAUUUUCGGAUUGUGCUCAUUGGGAAAACCGGAGUUGGAAAGAGUGCUACAGGAAACACCAUCUUAAGAAGAAAAGCUUUUGAAUCCAAAAUGUCUUUUUCCUCUCUGACAUCAGAGUGUCAGAAGGAAAUAGGAGAAUUUGAAGAUAAAACCAUGGCUGUAGUUGAUACUCCAGGUCUGUAUGACACCAGGCUAACUGAAGAUGGAGUAAGGAAAGAAAUCGUCAGAUGCAUCUCCUUUGCUGCUCCUGGUCCUCAUGUGUUCCUGGUUGUCAUCCAGCCAAAUAGGUUCACCAAAGAAGAACAGAAAACAGUGAAAAUGCUUCAGGACAUGUUUGGGAAAGAGGCAGCAUGUUACACCAUGACCUUGUUCACCCAUGGGGAUGAUAUGGAGGAGGGAGUUUCCAUGAAUGAACUGAUUGGUCAGAGUAAAGAUGUCCGUGACUUCGUCCGUCAGUGUCAUGGAGGAUAUCAUGUUUUUAACAACAGAGACAAGGAUCCUUCUCAGGUCAGAGAGCUGCUGGAAAAAAUCCAUCAAAUGAUUCACAGAAAUGGAGGAAGCUGCUUCACCAAUGAGAUGUUCAAAGAGGCUAAAAGAGCCAUUCUAGAUGAGAUGAGACGACUUCUUAAUGAAAAUGUGAGCAUGAAGAUUGCAGAAGCAAGAAGUCAGGCAGAGAGAAAUAACAGGUUCUUUAAUGCUCUGCUGGCGAGUGCUACAACUACUUCUGGAGCUGCAGUUGGAUUUGCUGUUGGAGCUGGUUUAGGAAGUCUGGCAGGUCCAAUUGGAACUGCAGUGGGAGGAGCAGUGGGAGCUGUAGUAGGUGUGACAGGUGUGGCAGUGAAAAUGAAGGCAUGCCAAAUACAGUGAUAGCCUGUGUUUGUAUGAAUAUGCAUGACAAUGAUUUCAGUAAUCACUUGUAAUUGUACUGAUUGAUCAUACUUUGGCUUGUUAUUGAAUGCAUUAUCUUUACAGAUAGCUUACUGUUUAUAUUUGACUAGGGGCUUCUUACAUUUAAUAAUUAUUAUUGGUUAUUGAUGGUGUGAUUAAUU
Oreochromis niloticus (Nile tilapia) is the source of this 1575-nucleotide messenger RNA. Its product is annotated as GTPase IMAP family member 7. Gene Ontology annotation, molecular function: GTP binding. The transcript has 2 exons. The record is from RefSeq and is a predicted model, not a curated record. NCBI's taxonomy places the organism in Eukaryota, Metazoa, Chordata, Actinopteri, Cichliformes, Cichlidae. The coding region runs from base 410 to 1393 and encodes 327 amino acids.